Molecule: messenger RNA, 4563 nt
Organism: Daldinia caldariorum
Lineage: Eukaryota; Fungi; Ascomycota; Sordariomycetes; Xylariales; Hypoxylaceae
Exons: 1
Coding region: 443-4120 (1225 amino acids)
Biological process (GO): chromatin remodeling
Molecular function (GO): histone methyltransferase activity; protein binding
Source: RefSeq, a predicted model, not a curated record
AGAAAAUUCACAAUUUCUCAUAACCACCUAAUUAAUUAAUUCAGUAUCGUCGCGGCUUUUUAAAGGCCGUGUUAUAAGUCCGUUUAUUCAAUGCUCUGUUUCAUCUGUGAUUUAAAUAUAUGACCUAGGCCCUGGUGUUUAUUUUAUGUAAACCAUUCAAUCCUAUCACCCAUCAACCAUCGACCCCUUUUAAGUUUAUUCUUAUAAUUCUUUGAAACGCGUUUACAUCUGGCCACUCAACAGCCACAAUCCCCUCAUCCCUCAACAGACAAUGGGUGGAGAACUGUCACGUCUACAACAUCCUUGGUAGGCUCGAGGACGAGGACGGAGACAGGGACAAGGACAAGGACGAGAACUUGGGGAGCAUUUCAGUCUAAAGUUAGGAGGUGAAAACGAAGGGGAGGCUGCGGGCGUGUCGCCUUGCAGCAGAUGCUCUACCAAGAUGGGGAGUGCCGCUAUUGAUUUGACCACCGUGGUUUCGGAUUCUGAUGACUUCAAUACUUUGGAAUCUACCUCUCAAGAGCAGCCGCAGCCGCAGCCGCAGUCACAAUCACAAUCACACUUACCGUCGCAAUUAUCGCAACCGUCGCGACCUGAAUCUCAGUCAGGGACACAUACUUUGGACAGGUCCCCUAAACAACAAGAGCCUGCAUCUAUGGAGGAUCAUUCUAUGUCUAUUCGUGCUGCCACUCCUCCCACAUCCUCUAGGGGAUCUGCAUCAAAGCAUGGGGACCAAGACGACAAAACUGCUUCAUUGCCAGUAAGAUCAAGCGGCGGCUCGAGGAACGGCCAAGAUGGCACGCCUUCGUCGAGUCAGCGUAAUCCGUCCACAAGUCAUCGGACACCUAAAACGUACACUCCGAGGAAAUCUUCCUGGUCCGUCGACGAGGUUGUGGCCGCUUUGCGGGGUUUCUCGGAAGAGAUUGGCACAGACGGGGCAAAACUCACUGCUCGUCUAAUUCACAUGGCCUGGAAAAAGGAAGCGCCCAAACAACAGUUCACGAGCAAGAAAGAUUGGUUCGCUGAUAUGAAACGCGCCCCGUUGGAAGGCAUCGGAAAAUCAUCAGACACGAUAAAAAUCAAGUAUAAGCAAUUUGGCCAUGGUAGGUCCGGAAAACAGGAGAAGAAAGAAACCCAUCAAGUCAUAUGCAUCAAAACCGAUGCCGAAAAGGUGCCGUCUUACGGCUUCCAUCACGUUGAGAUUAGGAAAAAUAUCCUGUCCCCAAACACCAUGCUUACUUACGUUCCCCAUCUACGAGAUUUAGCAGACAAUGAAGAGGGCGUCUACCGCCGCUGGCUGGAAAACUUGGAAAACAUGGACAAGACGUCUGGUUUUGCCACGCUAAGUAGGCAUCAAAAGGUGACAAAAACUAUCCAAAAGGAGCGCGCAACCACCUUGCUAUUAUAUCUCGAUUCUUGGCUGGAUAGGCUCAGCCUCAAUAUCGAAAACUGUACCAAGACCAACCUUAUCCGCUAUAUGGCUAGCCAGAGCGAUAAUGUGACUCCUCAACAAAAAUCAAGCAUCUUGAACUCAUACAACGAUGAGCCUGGGUCUCCGCGGUCGGCCAAGGCCGUCAGAAUUUUCACAGAGGCAUUUGAUCGAGUCUUCAACUCGUCUCUCCUGCGCGAACGCGCUGUACCUCUUCGCGACGUCCUCUUGCUAGAUAAAUCGGUUGAUACCAUCGUCGAUUCUAAGAAAUGGAUGAAGGACACUCCGAGUCAAUCGAAAGUCACCGAAGAGCAGCCGACGGUCGAGUCUUUUCUUGAAACGUACGCGCUGCUCGGUUGCUUAAUAUGCACCAGCCAUUCCUGCGAGCAUGGCGAAUACGGUGUCGACAACGAACGAAAGCGAUUCUCUAUUGAGGUAGUUGGCGGCUUGUCGCCUAUGAUUCGCCAACAGCUUACGCAGAAAUCUAAAGCAAAGAUGGAUGUAAAGCCUUGCGGUGAUGACUGCUAUUUAAAUAAACGGCCGGGAACGCGAGCCCGUGCUUGGAGCGAGAGUGAAGUAAUGCUCCUCAGAUCUUUUUUCUCGACGUUGAGCAACACCAAUAUUUCGGUGCAAUGCGCUACUUCGGUGGCAACCGGCCGGCCUUGCUGGGAUGUAAACCGUCAGCUCGAUAAGCUUGGUCUGUUUCUUCCCAGUGCAGACCCUGUGCCGCAGUAUAUAGUGAAACCAUUGCCUUGGUACGAUAGGAAAAAGAAGAUGCUCAUAGGGGACUGGCAAGACCAUACCAAUACUCACGAGCACCAGAGGAAGGACUGCUUUGAUCCAUGCAACCACGAAGGACCCUGCACAAUGAAGAACUGCAGGUGUGUCCAAAACCGCCUCAUGUGCGAGCGCUUCUGCCGUUGUACGGCAGCAAUUUGCGCCAGCAAGUUUACCGGUUGCGCCUGUCACUCUCACGGCAAGACAUGUGUCUCAAAGCAAAAGGAUCGGCCCUGUAUCUGUGUACAACUCAAUCGCGAAUGCGACCCCGUGCUAUGUGGAAGCUGCGGCGCUUCCGAGAGAGCCAACCCGGCAAACGCGGAUAACGAUGCUUUGCAUGCCGUUGGGUGUCAAAAUUGUGCGCUCCAGCGAGGCAGGUCAAAAUCAGUCAUGCUUGGGAAGUCUAAGAUUGCCGGCUAUGGACUUUUCGCCACCGAAGAUAUUUCCCAAGACGAGUUUGUCAUCGAGUAUGUCGGCGAGCUUAUCAGCCAAGAUGAAGGUGUCCGUCGCGAGGCGCGUCGUGGAGACGUAUUUGACGAGUCAUCUAAUUCGUCAUACCUCUUUACCUUGCUAGAACAGGAAGGCAUCUGGGUUGACGCAGCUAUCUACGGCAAUCUCAGUCGGUAUAUUAACCAUCAGGAGACCAACUGCAAUGUCACCCCGCGAAUCCUUUACGUUAAUGGCGAAUAUCGCAUCAAGUUCACAUCUUUGCGAGAUAUAAAGGCCGGGGAAGAGUUGUUUUUCCAUUACGGCGAGAACUUCCCAAAUCUGACUAAGAAGCUUUUGCAGGAAGAGAAAGCCGAGAAGAAGCGACGUAAAGCUAAGGAGCAGGCCCGCAAGAAGGGCCAGGACGAUGCCGAAAAGCCGAGGAAGAAACCCGGCCGCAAGCCAGGCAGGAAACCGGGGCGUAAACCGGGGCGUAAACCAAAGAAGACCUUUGCUAAAGUCGAGUCAGAACCGGAAGACGACGAAGAGGCUCUUGAACCCUCGGAAGAGCCACGCCCUAGCAUCAAUAUCGCUAAGGGACGUAAGCGUAAGCGUGAAUUCAUCGAGGAAGAAGAGCCGGACGAGCGCGAGUAUCGCCCUGGGACUGAUUCUCACGACGAUGUGAUGGUAGAUGUCGACGAGGAAUCGCCUACUCGUAAACCUUCACGCUUAAGAAAGCGGUUAGGAGCAGCCCCCAGAGCUAGAAAGAGUUUCCCAGCACUAGCUACCAGGCGCGAACAAACUGACGAAGCGUUAGACGAAGACAACGAACUUGAGUUAACGCCGAAAAGGCAGCGUAAGAAGCCACGAAGACUCCUUGACGAUGCUACAUUAGAAGAAAUUGACCUAGCCUUGGUGACAGAGAGCAAACCCACACGUACACCAAAGCGCCGUGGCCGCAAGCCAAAGCAUAUUAAAGAGCAGGAGAUGCGUGAACAAGAAAUGCGGGGGGAAACAAUGCGAGAGAAAGCAGCCAGCGGUGGUGAAGGAGACACGGUUUUUAUAGGGGGUGGUGCGCAGACUCCCGGCCAGGGCAGCGCUUCAGGCGGCGCUCAAGGAAGCAGCCGUUUUAGGCACACGGAAGCUAGGCUUGAGCUCGACUCGGACUCAGGCGCCAACGAAGGUACGCCAUCUCUGACGCAAACACGAAAACCGACCAAAGACGCGGUAGAAUCGAGCCCGCUAUCAACGCCGGACUCGCGCAUCAUAUAUCCCGGGCUCGACCUGUCCGACUCGGACGUGCGGCCGGUGUCGAGAAGAAGCCGCGCGAGGAAAGGCGCAAGCGGCGACGACGAAUAUAACGGCGGAGACUGGAACGAUAGCGACGGCGUCAGACGUGCCGGCGGUAAUACCGAUGACAGCGACGAUGACGAUUUGCCGAUCGACCGCUCGCGAACCAGACGCAGACCGGCUAGGUACGACGACUAGCCGAGGUGUUCUCUUGCCGAUUGAUUGAUUUUAUUUGGCUGAUAUAGAUUUUGCCUCAUGGGCCCUUCGUCAAAGCAGCAAAACUUUCUGCUUUCCGUCUGAUAUUGGCGAGGCUCGAGAGGGCAUCUCCAGCACAAGCAAGCUACCUCGGCCUAAGUGCCCUAGGUAUAGGUACCUACCUACCUAACCUAGUAGAACGCGGUGCUUGUACAUACCUCAUAGUAUUAGCAUUCCAGGGGGGGCGGGGGCUAGCCGUAGAGAUAGUUCUAGGUAGCUUUCUGCUCGCUAUGAGGUUAUUUUAAAUGCUCUGAAGACCGAGUAACUAGUAGUCAGUACAGUACAGUAGUAAUUCAACGAUGCACUUUUCCCCAACAACUUGGUAGUAGUUAUUGUAGAUGAGAACUGAUGAUAUAUAGGAGGUAGCUAAAGUUGGGUAGGAGGUA